Molecule: messenger RNA, 2241 nt
Organism: Nezara viridula (southern green stink bug)
Lineage: Eukaryota; Metazoa; Arthropoda; Insecta; Hemiptera; Pentatomidae
Source: the annotation of a GenBank genome assembly
CUCAGUGUGUGAAUCAGGCUCAGUAGGUCUUGGUGGGAGGUGGGGAGUUGAAAUAAUGCCAAACAGAUGCCAGUGAGUAAUCAGUUCUGAUAGAGAUAGCAACACAACCAUGAGGGAAGAUUGUUAUGACAAGUUCCAGAAAGAUGGAUUCCUUAUAAUAGAAAAUUUCUUAAGCGAUGAUGAAGUAACAAGGCUUAAAAAUGCAGGAAUCGAGUUGUCUCAAAAUGUGCCAUCCGAAGAACAAAAAAUUAUAUUUGAUACAACUCAAACACCACAAAACCAACAUAAGUAUUUUCUUGAAAGUGGGGACAAAAUACGGUAUUUUUAUGAGAAAGAUGCUCUGAACAGUAAAGGUGAACUCGUAGUAGAUCCAGAUAUAGCUCUAAAUAAAGUUGGGCAUAACCUCCAUUGGCUCCAUCCGGUAUUUAAAUCUAUAUCCUUCGGAAGAAAAGUACAAAAUUUAUGCCAAAAUCUUAAGUUAGAAGAUCCAGUUAUUUUACAAAGCAUGUAUAUCUAUAAAAAUCCUGGAAUAGGCAGUGAAGUUACUCCACACCAAGACGCUACAUUUUUAUUUACUGAACCUAAUUCAUUAAUCGGACUUUGGUUUCCUUUAGAUGAUGCCACUUUAGAGAAUGGUUGCUUAUGGUUCAUUCCUGGGUCUCAUGAGAAUGGUGUGCAUAGGAGAUAUAUCAGAAAUUCUGAAGAGAACUCUGAUGAAUUAUUGAUUUAUGACAGGCCUCCUGUUAUAUAUCCUUCAUCAGCUUUUAUUCCUUUUCAAACAAAAAAGGGUUCAUGUGUCGUGAUUCAUGGUAAUGUUGUCCAUAAAAGUGAUCCAAAUAAGUCAUCGAAGUCAAGACAUGCUUAUACUUUUCAUAUUAUGGAUGUAUCUUCAAAAUAUUCACCAGAGAACUGGUUACAGUCUCCUAAUGGUUUUCCGUUGAUAUAUGAAGAUUAAAUAUUGGAAAACUUAUUUCCUUCAAUUUUUCAUUAUCCUCAAUUUUAAAUGAUAAUUAUAUUGCUUGUUUCCUAAAAAUCAUAAUAUAGAUUUUCUUUCUUUCUCUUUUUUUUUUUCAAAUUGGUAUGUUGAGGUAUUUUUAACUGAUCAAAAUACAGUUGAGCAUAAACCAAAGAAUUCUACUGUUAGUCUUAUUUAUAAUCAUCUGUUAAGUUUGUUUAAUAAUCAAAAGGAACAAAUUAACAAAAAGAAUGUUGAUUGAUAUCUAUUGUCAGUCUUUUAAAUCCUUUAAACUAUCUUUUUGUGGAUUCUAUUUUGUUAAUAUUGACUGUUGAAAAAUGUGAAGACCUAAAAAUUAAAAACAUAUGUCAUAGUCCUUAUUUUAUUCAAUGAGGUUAAUGUAAUAUUUCUAUCUGUUUCCCCUAUAGAUACAUAUAAUUGCUGAAUUCUAAUGUCUUACUUUACAUUCAAAUUGGUUCAUUUAUUCACUAAUUAAAAAAAUAAAGAAAGGAUCUCCACAAAUCAUCUAAAUAAUCAGUUGUUUUUUUUUCAUAACAGUUCGUUCUCUCAAUUAAAGUUAAGGUGGAAAAUCUUUAAAUGGUUCUAUUUAAAUUAAAAUAUGAAGGAUACAUGUCAUACAUUCAAGUUGAAUGAGGUUAUGCUAUUUCUUAUAUAUCAACAAAUAUGCAGUAAAUUACAAAAGGAAAAGCUGCAAAGUUUAAUGAGGAAGUUUUUUAUUUAAUGUCCAUCUUUUUUUAUAUAUUAAUUUAAUCGAUAAAACUGUUUAUAAUUUUUAAUUAAGGCUGUGAUUUUGCACAAAGGAUUGCCUAGCAAAUGCAAUAUUUGUGGUUACAUUGGUGUAAUCGAUUGUCAAAAUGAUAAUUUUUUAAGUCAAUGGCUGCUUUCACUUUAAGAACUGAUCUGUAAGAAGGGUAAAGUGAACUAAUAGAUAAGACUUUCAACAUGUAUUUUAAACUGUAAAAUAAAAAAAUAUUCUAAAUUCUACUAUGGUUGCUCAAAAAUUUUAUUCACCUAUUGAUUAUAAAAUAUUUGAAAUUCCAGAAUUAGAUUAUUCUUUCUUCUAAAGUGCAUAUUUAAGUAAAUUAUGACAUAGCUUUACUAACAAUUGUUGUUUGUUUUUAUAGUUGAAAAUGUUAUUUCCUGUAUCAAGUAUCAAAUUACUUUAUAAGAUAUGCAGGAUUUAAUCAAAGAUUUGUUUCUGAUAGCCAUUGAAUUGUGCAUCAUUUUUAUAAACUUGAAAAUAAAGAUUUAUUUUUAUUUUACUU